UUCACUCUGACCCGGAAGCACAACAACAGCUGCACGAAGCCGUUUCUUCGCUUUAUAUCGCUAGUUUCCGCAGAGGAUUCCCUUAUUACCUUCUUUUCUCAUUCUGACUGGCUUUAUAAAAGAACUCCACUACAUCAGCCUCGCCAUCCGCAGAGGCGAUGGGCAACCAGCUGGCGGGUAUUGCCCCAUCCCAGAUCUUGUCAGUGGACAGCUACUUCUCAGACAUCCAUGAUCAUGAGUACGACAAGAGCCUGGGCAGCACGCGCUUCUUCAAGGUGGCGCGCGCCAAGCACCGCGAGGGCAUGCUGGUGGUCAAGGUGUUUGCAAUCCAAGACCCCUCACUGCCGCUCACCAGCUACAAACAGGAGCUGGAGGAGCUGAAGAUCCGCCUGCACUCGUGCCACAACUGCUUGCCCUUCCAGAAGACCUCGCUGACGGAGAAGGCUGCUAUCCUCUUUCGCCAGUACGUGCGCGACAACCUGUACGACCGCAUCAGCACGCGGCCGUUCCUCAACAACGUGGAAAAGCGCUGGCUGGCCUUCCAAAUCCUCACCGCCGUGGACCAGGCGCACAAGGCCGGCGUGCGCCACGGCGACAUCAAGACGGAGAACGUGAUGGUGACCAGCUGGAACUGGGUGUUGCUCAGCGAUUUCGCCAGCUUCAAGCCAACCUACCUUCCCGAAGACAAUCCUGCCGACUUCAACUAUUUCUUUGACACGUCCCGCCGUCGCACCUGCUACAUUGCGCCGGAGCGCUUUGUGGACGGCAGCAUGUUUGCCGCCGAGAGCGACCAGAACACGCCGCUGGUGGACCUGAGCAGCAGCAACCAGAGGAGCAGAGGCGAGCUCAAGCAGGCCAUGGACAUUUUCUCUGCAGGUUGCGUGAUCGCUGAGCUGUUCACCGAAGGCGUCCCGCUCUUCGAUUUGUCCCAGCUGCUUGCGUACCGCAAAGGACACUUUCAGACGGAGCAUGUUCUGGAGAAGAUCGAGGACCGCAGCAUCCGAGAGCUGGUGGCGCAGAUGGUCCAGCGAGAACCCGAGCGGCGCUCGUCGGCCGAGGACUACUUGAAGCAGCAGCGAGGAAAAGCCUUCCCAGACAUCUUCUACACCUUCCUGCUGCCUUACAUGGCGCAAUUCGCCAAAGACACUUUCCAGUCGGCCGACGAGAGAGUCCUCGUAAUACGCAAAGACUUGGACAACAUCUUGCACAACCUCCGAGGCUCUCCAAGUUCCUCCCAGGACGCUGGCGACGGCACGGUGAGCGCCAAGGAGCAGCAAGGCCUGAUGGUGCUGGCGUCGGUCAUCACUUCCUGCCUGCAGACGCUGCAUUCGUGCGACUCCAAGCUGGCGGCGCUGGAGCUGAUCCUCCACCUGGCGCCGCCGCGUCUGGGCGUGGACAUCCUGCUGGACCGCAUCACGCCCUACCUGCUGCACUUCUGCAACGACCCGGUGCCGCGCGUGCGGGCCCAGGCCGUGCGCACUCUCACCAAGGUGCUGGCGCUGGUCAAGGAGGUGCCACGCAACGACGUGAAUAUCUACCCGGAGUACAUCCUGCCGGGCAUCGCCCACCUGGCGCAGGAUAACGCCACCAUCGUCAGAUUGGCGUACGCCGAGAAUGUGGCGCACCUGGCAGAGAGCGCCCUCCGCUUCCUGGAGUUGGUGCAGGAGAACAACUUAAGCACGGAGCACGACGCCAACGGCGAGGAGGCGGAGGAAACGCUUCACCCGAACGAUAAUUACGACUCAGAGCUGCAGGCGCUCCACGAGAUGGUGCAGCAGAAGGUGGUGACGCUGCUGAGCGACUCUGAGAACGUGGUGAAGCAGUCGCUGAUGGAGAACGGCAUCACGCGACUCUGCGUCUUCUUCGGACGGCAGAAGGCCAACGACGUGCUGCUCUCGCAUAUGAUCACCUUCCUCAACGACAAGAACGACUGGCACCUGCGCGGCGCCUUCUUCGACAGCAUCGUCGGAGUGGCAGCGUACGUAGGCUGGCAGAGCUCGGCCAUCUUGAAGCCGCUCCUCCAGCAGGGCCUGAGCGACACGGAGGAGUUCGUCAUCUACAAAGCGCUCAACGCGCUGACGUGCAUGUGCCAGCUGGGCCUGCUGCAGAAGCCUCACAUCUACGAGUUUGUCGCCGACAUCGCUCCGUUCCUGUGCCACCCCAACUUAUGGAUCCGCUACGGCGCGGUGGGCUUCAUCACGGUGGUCGCUCAGCACCUCAACUUAGCCGACGUCUACUGCAAGCUGAUGCCGCACCUCAAUCCCUUCGUCACGCAGCCCAUCAUUCAGAUCGACAAGGAGCUGGUCCUGCUGAGCGUCCUGAAGGAGCCGUUGAGCCGCUCCAUCUUUGACUACGCGCUGCGCUCCAAAGACAUCGCUAGCCUAUUCCGCCACCUGCUGCUGCGGCAGAAGAAGCGCGCCGGGUCCAUCCCGGAGUGCCCGCCUCCCGAGGACCCCGCCAUCGCUCAGCUACUUAAGAAGCUACUCUCGCAGGGAAUGACAGAGGCGGAGGAAGACAAGCUGCUGGCGCUCCGAGACUUCAUGCUCAAGUCCAACAAGGCCAAAGCCAACAUGGGCGAGCAGAUACAUCUGGGGGAGGCCACCCAGACCGGCGUGGUCGACCUCGCCGUGCUGGGCAUCGCCGGACGCCAGGUGGACUUGGCCAAGCCCAAAGGCGAGGUGGAGGACAAGCGAGCGAGGAAGCACACCAAGCAGGACUCCAUCAUGAACGAGGAGUGGAAGAGCAUGUUUGGAUCUCAGGAGCCUGCUUCCACCGCUGCCACCAUGCAGCCAAACACGGUGCCUGACGGUCCGGCGAGUCAAUCCGGAAAGAACGCGCCGGCGGUGGCCGUGCAGCAGUCGGUGACAGGUGGCCUGGCCUACCAGCGCCGCGUCAACACCUGCAAGGCGGAGCUGCAGCAGCUGGUGCAGCAAAAGCGCGACCAGUGCAGCGCCGAGCGCAUGGCCAAGCAGAUGAUGGAGAGCGCCGAGUGGGAGAGUCGCCCGCCGCCGCCCGGGUGGCACCCGAAAGGAUUGCUGGUGGCCCACCUCCACGAGCACAAAGCGGCCGUCAACCGCAUCAGAGUGUCGGACGAGCACGCCAUCUUCGCCACGGCGUCCAACGACGGCACGGUCAAAGUGUGGGACAGUCAGAAGAUGGAGGGCAAGACCACCACCACCAGGUCGGUGCUGACGUACUCGCGCAUCGGCGGCCACGCCAAGACGCUGACCUUCUGCCAGGGCUCGCAUUACUUGGCCGUGGCGUCCGACAACGGCGCCAUCCAGCUGCUGGCGGUCGAAGCCAGCAAACCGCCAAAAUCGCCCAAAGUGCAACCCUUCCAGACCAGGUCUCUGGAUCUGAAGGAGGACGGCUGCGCGGUGGACAUCCACCAUUUUAACUCUGGCGCUCAGUCCGUGCUGGCGUACGCCACGGUCAACGGCUCGCUGGUGGGCUGGGACCUUCGCUCCAACUCCAACGCCUGGACGCUUCGCCACGACCUCCGCUUGGGACUCAUCACUUCCUUCAGCGUGGACAUGCACCAGUGCUGGCUCUGCCUCGGUACGAGCAGCGGCACCAUGGCCUGCUGGGAUAUGCGCUUCCAGCUGCCCAUCUCCAACCACACGCAUCCGGCACGCGCGCGCAUCCGCCGCCUGCUCAUGCACCCGCUCUACCAGUCGUCGGUCAUCGCCGCCGUGCAGGGCAACAACGAGGUGUCCAUGUGGGACAUGGAGACGGGGGAUCGUAAAUUCACGCUGUGGGCCAGCUCGGCCCCGCCCCUGUCAGAGUCGCAGCCGUCGCCUCACAGCGUGCACGGGAUCUACUGCAGUCCGGCCGACGGCAAUCCUCUGCUGCUCACCGCCGGUUCCGACAUGAGGAUCAGGUUCUGGGAUCUGGCGUACCCGGAGAGAUCGUACAUCGUGGCGGGCGGCGCCAACGAUUCGCUGCACUGCCCCUCUGUCAUGUACAGCAGGAAGAUCAUCGAAGGCACAGAAGUGGUGCAGGAGAUCCACAGCAAGCAGAAGAGCGGCGCCGCUGAGGACUCGCCGCGACGGGGACCCGAGUCGCUGCCCGCGGGACACCACGACAUCAUCACCGAUAUCGCCACCUUCCAGACCACGCAAGGAUUCAUCGUUACCUCGUCCAGGGAUGGGAUCAUCAAAGUGUGGAAGUGA
Molecule: messenger RNA, 4172 nt
Organism: Syngnathus acus (greater pipefish)
Lineage: Eukaryota; Metazoa; Chordata; Actinopteri; Syngnathiformes; Syngnathidae
Gene: pik3r4
Product: phosphoinositide-3-kinase, regulatory subunit 4
Exons: 20
Coding region: 159-4172 (1337 amino acids)
Biological process (GO): macroautophagy; late endosome to vacuole transport; protein targeting to vacuole
Cellular component (GO): phosphatidylinositol 3-kinase complex, class III, type I; nucleus-vacuole junction; phosphatidylinositol 3-kinase complex, class III, type II
Molecular function (GO): protein binding; ATP binding; protein serine/threonine kinase activity
Source: RefSeq, a predicted model, not a curated record